GCUCUCCCGCACAGCCGAACAUAACCUCCAAGAUAUAGAACAUCGACCGAUUAACGUGCAAGGAUUUAUUGAAUUUGAUCGAAUAAUGGCUUAAAAUGAAGCCAACGAACUAUCCUUUAGCCAGAGAAAGCUACUGGUGGUAAAGUCACAGAAAAACUGAAGAGUACGCACCUCGAACCGCGGUACUAACGAUACGCAACAUUCUUCUUUUCGAGCAGUCAGUCAGUGACCAGCUGUUUUGUGCCGUCGUUCCCUUUUUCCUUUGGCUGUCUGACCGGCCACCCGAAAGAUGUUCCGAAUUGGAUUAAAAUUUCCGUGCAACGGUCUAAAUAGGGUAUCUAAAAUAAAAAAACAUGGACCCUCCAGACUCUACCUGUCAACUAGAUGUUACGAGACACGAACACGAGUCAAGUGCGAGCCGGACUGGAGGUUUUUCAAGGAUGUCAAACUUACGUCCAGAGUAUCUGGACAUAGGUAUUCAACUGAUUCGUCAAAGAGCGAGAAAAGCCGAGGAGGUGGAGGAAUACUCGUAACUCUGACUGCAGUUGCAAUAGGAGCAUCGGGGAUAUUAUAUUAUGCAAAAAAUAAUCCAGAAUUCCGUGCAACUCUUGAAGGAUGGGUACCAGGCACGGACAAAACGAUUCAGAUCAUCUUUCAGGAAGAGACAACAUAUUUCGAGUUUAUACGUUCGUUCUUUGAGUCGCUCAAACAAUCUAUCGUAACUGCCAUAUUUGGAGAAAGCUCAGAGAAACCAGCGCCAAAACCUGCGUUUGUACCACUGGUUGAUAAGAAGGAACCACCUAAUAAUGAACCUUACACUGAAAUAAGAUUAAGUAAAGGAGACUCGGUAGAAGUUGUCGCCGAUAAGCCUGCUCCACCUGCUAAAGAUACACCCAAAGAACUUAUACCAGAAAGUCUGGUGGAGCUAGAAACUCUAUGCGGGCAAACUGCGUCUAAGGUGAUCCAGGCUUACCAGAAAGCAUCGUGUGCCAUUCAAGACUACAACAAAGAUGUGAUCAAAGUAUUGGAAACCGUCGAUAGUGCUGGUAGUGCUGUGUGGAAUAGAUUGAAGGAAGCAACAGAGAAAAGGUCGAAUGCAAUUCAGGAGGCUGAAGAACAUAAGACCGAGACAUCGGAAUCCCUCAAGAAAAUGUUACAUCUAAUCGACGAUCCUAAACUGGACGCACCGUCGCACAUGAAGACAGCUGCUCGGAGAAACAUCAAAAAAAUCUUGUCCGACGUCGACGACGCUCAGAAAAACUACGAGUCAGAACUACAAUCUGGCAGUAUUACGGAGAAGUAUUGGAAGGAGGUGAAAGCAGCUCGCGAAGGUCUCGCCGAGGAACUGCAGAUCCUAUUCGCAGAUGUCAAUAUCAACGAGAAGAAGUUGGCUGUCGAUGAAGACUCUUUCGAUUUGUUCGUUCUCCAUAUGAUGAACAAAGUAAACAACCUGCAAAAGGAACUGGCGAAACUAAGGACAGUUUACGAGGCCAGAUUGAAGACAGCGUUAAGAGCGGGCGGCGACUCAGCGUCCCAGGCUCAACUGGACGCAUUGGUGUGCUUAGAGCUAGACAAAGAGAAGCUGAUCCUCGAGGAGGAGUUCGGUAAAAAGCUGCUGGAGGAGCAGAAGAAGUUCAACGACGAGAUGCGGCGGCAGCUGAAGUUGCAGGAACAGGUGCACACCGAUCAUCUUCAAGAGUCACUCUCGGUGAAGGAGGAGGAGGCCGAGAGAAUCCUGAACCGUUUACUCAACGAACAAUCCGAGGCCGACGGUCUCAAGUACAAGUCACAGCUCGCCUCCAUUGUUGGCAGAUUACGUGGCCUCGAGGCGGCGCUCAAGGCUCGCAUCGAGGAAGAAAGGGGAGCAUCGAAUGCACAGAUCCUCUGGUCAGCUUGUCAAGCUUUGGCUAGAGCCGUGAAAGCCACGCCAGCUGGUACGUGCGCGGACAAGGCCAUCAGGCCUCUGGAACCAGAAAUCAAGGCUGUCACCAAGGCGGCACCCAAAGAGGAUCCUCUGGUGCUAGCAGCGAUCCGAGGCAUUCCGGAAGAGGCUGCGAAGAGAGGGGUGUUCCCGGAGGACAUUCUGCGUGCUAGGUUCCUCAAGGUGGAAGAGGUGGCGAGACGAUUGGCCAUGGUUCCUGCGGAGGGCGCGUCCUUGCCUAUCUAUAUCCUUAGCUAUCUUCAAAAUUUCUUCAUGAUCAAGAACAUCCGCAACAUCCCCAAGUGGGAAAUGGAGGACAAUCCGAUCGACGUCAGCGGGCUCACUACUUUCGACAUACUUCGUCGGGCCAGGUUCUGGCUCGAUCGUGGCGAUUUCAAGAUGGCGCUCAGAUACAUGAACCUGCUGAAGGGCGCGCCUAGAUCGGUUGCCAGGGAUUGGAUGAACGAGACCAGGAUCCUAUUGGAGACCCAGCAAGCCGUCGACACCUUAUUAGCGUACGCGGGAGCGAUCGGUUUGGUAUUCCUCGGUGCUGGAGACGCGAAGUAGUCGACGCAGAAGUAAAAGCUCGCUUCGGGAAAGCUGUCCAUCGAGAUCAAGGAAGGCGACGCGCUCGAGAAGCACCGGGAGGGACGUGGAACAGACACAUACACACACAUACACGUACACACGGACACGUGCACAGAGUUAAAUAAACAGAAAAGUCACAGAUACUCUUAGCAAUGCGAACACGAACAGCGAAGGCAGCGAAAGGAGGAGUGGAGCGGCUCGGAAGGACGGCGAAAGAAAUAUGGAAACAGCUCUUGCACAAUGGACGAUAUUUUCUGCCGCAAGACAAAGAUAAAGGGGAGAAGACAGCGCGCCCGAAGAAGAACGACCGAAGUUCGACCUUCCCUCGCCACGUUGAUUUCGAUUCUCGACGACCGCGAACGCGUUCUUAAGUGAAUAUUCGGAGAGCGAGUCGGGGCCAGAUGAUAGAUGGACUCGCGCCGGGAAAAAAAGACAGAGAUCGUUGCAUAAAAUGGAGAACGCGUCGAUUUCCGUGGGAAAUACGCACGGUGGGUUAAUCCUGGGACAAAAUGCGUCGAGAACGCGGGAUACGGGCUUUCUCGCGACGGCCUCCGCUUUCGAGGAAAAUGGGCCGCGAGCGCGACGAUCUCUUCGGUCGGUGGUUCUCAAUACGUACAGCCUCUUCGAUCUUGAACAAUUUAUGGGACGAAUUCGAUGUUCGCUUCGGUAGCGAGAAGUUGGGUAGCGCAAUCGGUGGUCGCAGUUCAAUGUUUAAGCUAGGUAUCCGAAGGUUGAUUCGGCUUCGCUUCGCUGAUUCGUCGACUCGGCAGAGAAUGGCGAGCUCGUCUUGGAAUCGAUUCGUUCGUCUUAUUUAGAUAAUUAAGCGUGCCCGAUAUAUUACAGCGCGAGCGAAGUAUUCGGUUGAGAACCACUAAAACGCCAGCCUGGCCGACCAAUUAACUUCAAACACCGUUCUCCCAGAAACGCAGCCGCUCUAGAAGUAAAUUCAUUCCGCACUUUCGUUUCAUUUCUAGCCGAACAACGAGUCUCGCAUGAAAAAUGUUGUAUUCUACGUGCCCGGCGUCUCGUUCCAGUCGAUUCGAAAGCUACUAUCGAAAAUUGGCCUCGGCGAUACGCAGAAUUUAAUACUUCUGUUUCGCUCGCGACCAAACAACAACUGUUACGUUCUACGUACCGGGUGUCUCCGUUCGGUCGACCGAGAAAUAACUAGCCACACGUCUGUCGCGAUGGUUCGAGGAACACUCGAGACUCGUUGUUCGACGAACGAGCGCUGUUUCAGCGCACUCGGAAGAAGGAAACGCGCAAGAAUGGGAUAAAUGGGGCUCGUGAACGAGGCUCGUCGAGGGCCGAACGUUACGGCGCCGUCGACGAUCGAAACGAGGCGACGAGGACAUCUCCGGGCCGGGUCACUUUCCGUCGAGCGUUUUAAAGGGAAGUUGGACCGCCGCCUAAUUUAUUUCGUUCCGCGUUUUCCAACGUUAAUCCGGGAUCCGCGUGCGCCAGCUGGGUCCGCGCGUCCCCUCGUUUCAACCGGAGAGGACACUUUUGAAAAACUAUGCCGGGCUUAUCGGAUCCGAGCGGCCCGCACCGCCUUCUCUGGCAAAUUCUCGCGACACUUUCGCGUGUAGCGCGGUGUAAUCACGGGGAAAAUGCGGAAUAUUUACCCGUGUUUUUCGCAACCCUCCGGCGGAGUCGCGCGCGGUUUUCCGUGCGGAGAAUGUCCCGAAAGAAAAUCCGCUCGCGUUAAUUACCAACGACAUUUCUGUGGCGUGUUGCUCCGUGUCCCUGCAACCAUCAAACUCCCCCGAAUAAUUUGUCCCGCGAGUCGGUAAUCAAGCGUAGAGAAUGUUACCAGCCACGUUAGACAGCGUUCAAGGGUUGACGGUUAAGAUAUUUGCUACUAUCUCGCGCUUUAUUCGUUUCAACAUUUUCAUAGUUCUUUUCGAGCGAUUUGUAUUUUGUAUUCCCCUGUGAACGACACCGCGGCGCAGCGUCGAUGUCGUGUUUUUUUUUUAGCAGCGCAUCGAGGCGACGAGUAUUCUGUAAAGCAAGCGACCUUUUGUACCUGUCGAUCGCGAUCCGGCGAUCGCGUUACCGCGUGGAAAGUCUGUUCCGCCUGUUCGAACGCGAGUUGUCCGUUGCUCUCGGAUCGUCCGGAUCCGCCGAGAAACGAAAAUGGUGUGCGGUCGGCCCGUCUCAAGGGACGCCGCCUAUCGUCCGCUAGCAAAUAAAUAGAGAAUUCGACAAAAUAAACGUUUCAUCGUUCGUCUUUUCAUCCCGAACGACUCGCGAACGAUCGUUUCAGCACCGAAUCGGUCGAGGCAUCGAUAUUUUCUAGACACGCAGCUGAUUCGAUCGACGAACUCGGCGCGUUGCCGGUCUCUUUCGCUGUCUUUUCUUCGUAGUACGGUGAAAAUUGAAUUGUAAUUAGAUGCGAAGUGGCGAGAAAGACUUUGCUAAUAGCUUUGUUUAGAGCGAAAUAAAGCGCGGUUAACGGGCGAACAGAAUAAAGCAUUAUGCUCGACGAAGAUCAUGGUUCCGAAGCGAACGAGGACGAUAAAGCGGCGCGAAGACCGUGCUCGUAACUCGAAGCAUCCUGGACGCGGCGUACACCGGGGACCGGAGGCAAACGGCUCUGCAGAGUGUGCUCACCGGUUGUAGCGUCGCUUGGAAGCGACCUGGAGCUUCCUCGAAUGAUCAAUAAAGGUUUCAUGACUGUUUCAGACUG
This is a messenger RNA of Megalopta genalis, 5198 nucleotides long. RefSeq names its product inner membrane mitochondrial protein mitofilin (gene Mitofilin). Gene Ontology annotation, cellular component: MICOS complex. The record is from RefSeq and is a predicted model, not a curated record. Gene Ontology annotation, biological process: cristae formation. NCBI's taxonomy places the organism in Eukaryota, Metazoa, Arthropoda, Insecta, Hymenoptera, Halictidae.